Messenger RNA from Drosophila ficusphila, 3198 nucleotides. RefSeq lists its product as uncharacterized. The transcript has 7 exons. Lineage: Eukaryota; Metazoa; Arthropoda; Insecta; Diptera; Drosophilidae. The record is from RefSeq and is a predicted model, not a curated record. The coding region runs from base 1 to 3198 and encodes 1065 amino acids. Gene Ontology annotation, biological process: DNA integration. Gene Ontology annotation, molecular function: nucleic acid binding.
AUGGGGCAAUUUCAUUUGGAAGACAACUUGCCAACACUGCAGAACACCAAGCUUGGUUGGAUCGUUUCUGGAGGGAUGUCAAGCAUUUCAAAUCAUAAGUCUGUUUUAGCUGCUGUUAUUAAGGAUCCAGUCAAUCAUUCUGAUGAUGAAACGCUUACUGCUAUUGUAAAGCGAUUUUGGGAAAUAGAAGACGUUAGCUCAGCGAAGCCAGUUUUGUUCCCUGAGGACUGGCGGUGUGAACAAGAUGAAACGCUUACUGCUAUUGUAAAGCGAUUUUGGGAAAUAGAAGACGUUAGGUCUGCGAAGCCAGUUUUGUUGCCUGAGGACUUGCGGUGCGAACAACUUUUUAAGGAAAACUGCACUAGGCUUGAGAAUGGUCAAUACUCUGUUCGCCUCUUGUCCGCUUCAGGAUUCGCAUCUUUAGGUGAUUCCUAUUACCUGGCUCGUCGUCGUUUCAAGAGUUUGGAAGCUAAGCUAGAUAGGAACCCAGCCCUGAAGGUUCAGUAUUCGUCAUUUCUAAAGGAGUAUAUCAACUUAGGACACAUGUCCCUCGCAGCAAAGGAUCCAACGGUACCGCAAUUUUUCUUGCCUCACCAUUGUGUACAUAAGCAUGAGAGCACGAGCACAAAGCUUCGUGUCGUCUUUGAUGGAUUCUUUAAAGUAGCUCUUUGUGGAGACAUCUGCAAGAUGUACCGCUGCGUACGUGUUUCGUACCCGGAUGAUUUUUUGCAGUGCAUCGUUUGGCGAGAAAACUCAUCGGAUGAGUUGAGUGUUUACAAACUAAACACGGUGACCUAUGGAACAAAGCCAGCUGCUUUCUUGGCUAUAAGAGCCAUGCAUCAGCUCUCUUAUGAUGAAGAGGAGUCAUUUCCAAUUGGAUCAGAGAUUGUUCGUAGAGAUUUCUAUGUCGAUGACUUAAUUUCGGGGGGCGAAACGAUUGAAGAGAUAUUCUUGCAAUCUCUUUGGAAGUCUAGUGUGGAUUGGGAUGACGCAUUGCCAGAGCCCAUUCUUUCGUCAUGGGGGGAGUUGACCUCUCAGUUGUCGAUCGUCCAGAAUUUAAAAUUUCCACGAUUCGUAACGCGUCCGCAAGCAACUAUCCAGUUGCAUGGAUUCUGUGAUGCUAGCACAGCAGCUUAUGGAGCCUGCCUAUAUUUGCGGUCGGAGGACAAUGAAGGCACAAAAGCUUAUCUAAUCUGCGCCAAGUCGAGAGUAGCCCCGUUGAAGGCCUUAACAAUUCCAAGAUUGGAACUUUCAGCAGCACUUCUAUUGGCAGAGCUUAUCGUAAGCGUCAAGGAAACCAUAGAUCUCGAUUGUGCCUUUCAUUGCUGGUCCGACUCAUCUAUCGUAUUGGCGUGGAUUCGGCAACCUCCGAGGGACUUCAACGUUUCUGUAUCCAACCGAAUCGCAAAAAUUCAGGAGAUGACAAAAGGAAUGUCUUGGCAUCAUGUUCCGACCAACCUCAAUCCGGCGGAUGUCGUAUCGCGAGGCUGUACCCCUAAAGAAUUGCUGGAUCAUUCUCUUUGGGCUAAAGGACCUCCAUUUCUUUUGCAAAACUCAUCGGAAUGGCCUUCCUUGCUUGAUGAAGCAAAAGAUCUUCCAGAGCGUCGUGCCGCGACUCUUAUUGGAACCGUGUCCAAGCCUCUACUUUCAAAUGGCCAUCUUUCCGUUGAGGAGAUCAACUCGGGGACCGUACUUCUUCUAAGGAGCAUCCAGCAGAUUCAUUUAGCCAAGGAGUAUGGAGUUCUUAGCCAGAGCAAGCCGUGUCCACAGAAGAGCAAACUGAUUUCGCUGAGGCCAAUUCUUGGCACCGAUAGAUUACUUUGCGUUGGUGGAAGACUGCAAAAUGCAAACUUGGACUAUGAUAUGAAGCAUCCGAUAUUGCUUCCCAAGGACCAUCCAGUCACCAAAGCAAUUAUCGUGUAUUUUCAUAAAAAAUACAUGCACGCAGGAUCGCAGGCGUUGCUGGCCACAUUACGACAAAGGUAUUGGCCGAUAGGAGGUCGGAAGUUCGUGGCUAGCGUCAUCAAUAAAUGCGUCAGAUGCUUUCGGAUGAGGCCUGUGACUUGGGAGCACGUCAUGGGUAAUCUUCCAGCGAAUCGAGUUCAACCUAACCCAGCAUUUCACACGACAGGAGUCGACUAUUGUGGGCCAUUCUAUCAUAAAGCAGAGUCCCGGAACAAGGCACCGCACAAGUGCUACAUCGCCGUCUUUGUCUGCUUUUCCACGAAGGCCGCUCACUUGGAAGUCGUCCAGGACCUCACCACAGAUUCCUUCAUAGCAGCUCUGAGAAGGUUCAUCAGCCUUAGAGGCACUCCGCGAACUAUCUGGAGUGAUAAUGCGACUAACUUUGUCGGCGCCAAGAGCGAGUUAGGCGAGCUGAAGGAAUUAUUUUUGAGCGAGCAGCAUACAGCUUCGAUAGCUUCUUCGUGCCUAGCGGACGGUAUAGAUUGGAAGUUCAUACCUCCGCGUGCCCCACACUUCGGUGGCCUAUGGGAGGCCGCUGUCAAAUCGGCCAAGUUUCACUUCUACAGAGUCAAAACGCUGAAAGCCUUGAGGCCGCCUCAGCAGAUGGCAAAUUGUGACUCAAAUGCAGCAACUAUUCUGGAGAAGGUGGACCACGAGUAUUUAUCACUUCUUCAGGAAAGGAGCAAAUGGCGUUCUGAAGGAUCUAACAUCAAGAUCGGAAGCAUCGUGUUGCUGAAGGAGGACAACAUUCCAUCAUUAAAAUGGCCGCUUGGACGAGUUCAGGAAGUCAUUCCCGGCGAGGACGGCGUCGUCAGAGUAGCUAUGGUCCGUACGGCUACGGGCAUCAUCAAGAGAGCCGUCGCCAAAGUGGCCGUUCUGCCCGUCGAUUCCCAUCAAGUUGGAACCGUACCUCUUCCAACGGGGGAGUAUGUUCGGAGCAGACAGCCAGCCCCUAAUCUGGUGCGCAUAGAAGCUAAAAAGAGGGUUCGAGUCCGACGAGGGCCCGGUGUGCGAACGUCGGCGAACGAGCGAAAGUGCCGGUGGUUCGAAGUUGCAUCGAACGGCUUGAUCAAACGGUCGGCUGUCGACGAGAGUCGGCAGACGGGUGUAGUUGUCGACGGUUCGAUGCAUACCGAACAGCUCGGUGGGACGAUCGUUCGGCUACGGUCGGGCGCUUGCAAGCAGCUCGGGUUGAGUUGGCGACGGUUGCCGGUGGUUGUCGGCAAGUUCUAA